This is a messenger RNA of Vollenhovia emeryi, 2266 nucleotides long. RefSeq names its product aspartate--tRNA ligase, mitochondrial-like (gene AspRS-m). Gene Ontology annotation, molecular function: ATP binding; aspartate-tRNA ligase activity. The transcript is spliced from 11 exons. Gene Ontology annotation, cellular component: mitochondrion; cytoplasm. The coding region runs from base 244 to 2190 and encodes 648 amino acids. NCBI's taxonomy places the organism in Eukaryota, Metazoa, Arthropoda, Insecta, Hymenoptera, Formicidae. Gene Ontology annotation, biological process: aspartyl-tRNA aminoacylation. The record is from RefSeq and is a predicted model, not a curated record.
GUUGACGUGGCGUUUUAAGCUCGACGAUGCACGCGUGAAUUUACAAACAACAACACCCGAUAUUCCAUGUGAAUGAUCGUCGAGGUAUGUAAUAGAUUCCUAACGGAGAAACUCUUGGCCGACGGGUGAGAAGAGAGCGAGAGGGCCAAUGACUUUGUAAACGACCACGUGUGGAGCGAAAUAUACUUGCUGGAUGAAAGACUGACCAAGUUUCAAGAGGCGGCUGCAGAAAUAUACGUGAAAAUGUUUGCCCGCGGUAGGAUACUCGUGCUUAGCUGCACGAAUGUCGUGAAAAGAUACCACGCGUGGCCACUGAUAAGUACAGCAAACUUACCGCUGAAAGCUCAACCUGCGAUUUCCGUAGCUUGCGUCCACAACUUAGUCGUCGACAGGCCAGCGCCGUUGACGAAGGAGCCGGUCUCGCCGGCCAACAGAUACGUCCAGAGAACGCACACGUGUGGCGAGCUGACGUUGAAGAACGUUGGAGAGGAAGUGAAAUUAAGCGGCUGGAUGGAGUUCCAGAGAAUGAGGAAGUUUAUAACAUUACGGGACUCCUACGGGUCAACGCAGUUGCUUAUACCGGAAGAUAGAAAGGAUCUGACAGCGGCUGUACAGAACUUGUCUUUCGAGAGUGUCUUGAGCGUGGUGGGCAAAGUCGUGCCGAGACCCGAAGAUCAGCAGAAUAAGAGAAUGAAAACGGGCGAUGUAGAAGUGUACGUGGACGCGCUGGAGAUUCUAAACGUGGCGUCGCAGAACCCGCCGAUAUUCAUUAGAGAGUAUAACAAGGCCAAGGAGAGCCAGCAGAUGAAAUAUCGAUAUCUGUCGUUGAGAUAUCCCGAGUUGCAAAGGAAUCUGAGACUGCGCUCCACCCUCAUAAUGAAGAUGAGAGAAUUCCUGAUCAACGAAUGCAGUUUCGUGGACAUUGAAACGCCAACGCUAUUUAAAAACACGCCCGGGGGUGCGCAAGAAUUUAUAGUGCCGACGAGACAACCGGGUAACUUUUACUCGCUAGUACAGAGCCCUCAGCAAUUCAAGCAGCUUCUCAUGGUAGGCGGCUUCGACAGAUACUUCCAAGUCGCCCGAUGUUACAGAGACGAGAGCGCUAGGCACGACAGACAGCCAGAAUUUACACAGCUAGAUGUCGAGAUGUCGUUUGUUGACCGGGACGGAGUGAUGAGCUUAAUUGAAAAUUUAUUGAUGUACUCGUGGCCAGAAGGAGCGGGCUCUAUACAAGUGCCUUUUAAGCUUAUGACAUACGAAGACGUGAUGAAGCUGUAUGGUAGUGAACAACCGGACUUAAGAAUACCGUAUCAGAUACAAGACCUCACACACAUGUUCGAUCUGCCAGUAUUAAAAGAGGCCGUGACGUCCGAGGAUAACAAACAAGAAGUGUACGCGUUAGUCUUCUCAAAGAAGUCGAAGUACUUAACGAAAUCGGUCAAAGAAGGACUCUCUAAGAUCCGUGGCGAUUAUUUUGGUACCACAAAGCUAGUUCAAUUGAAAGUCGAAAGCAAUUCGUGGAGGGCAGGGUUAGACAAGCUGAAACUGAAAUCGGGAGUUACAGUAGAAGAUAUAUCGCAGUGCUGCAAGUUACAGGAGGGAGAUGCGGUAUUGCUAGCAAUUGGACAUCGAAUGGAUACAUUGAAACUCUUAGGAAAGCUACGUGUCGAAUUUACAAAUAUACUAGAAGCCAAAGGCGAACAAGUACGUUCGUCCGAAACUGAGCUUCUGUGGAUCACGGACUUUCCAUUGUUCACGUUUGAAGGAACAUUACAAUCGACGCAUCAUCCAUUUACGCAACCGCAUCCAGAUGACAUGGAAUAUCUUACAACUGACCCCCUAAAGGUGAGAGGCUUACACUACGAUUUGGUUAUGAAUGGAUCGGAAAUAGCAGGUGGUUCCAUUCGAAUCCACGAUGCGAAUUUACAGAGACAAAUAUUAGGGAUGUUAAGCAUAGACGAAACAAAAUUGUCGCAUAUGCUCGAGGCAUUGACGUAUGGAGCUCCACCCCAUGGUGGAAUAGCUAUAGGACUGGAUCGUCUCGUUUGCUUACUUUGCAACGAAAAAAGUAUAAGGAAUGUUAUAGCUUUCCCGAAAACGAUGGAAGGACGAGACUUGAUGUCCGGGGCACCAGACGUUAUUUCAGACAAGCUCAAGACUUUGUAUCACAUACAAACAGUAAACGAAUAAAAUUUCUUUUCUCGCACAAGGUAGAAAAUUCACGUAAUUCUCUGUAAAUUGUGCGUGUAAAGAAUAUAUAUAUAAA